GGCUUGCAUUGUCAUUCGCGCAGUAGCCAGCGCGCAGUGAGCAAGUGUGAGUUGAACUCUCGAAAAGUGCGCUUGCAAGGCACUCUCUCAGUGACGUGAAGAUUUUCAAUUUUCCUCAAAAAAUAUCUUACUUAUUUAAAAAAGUUAAGUUUGAUAUCUAAAACUGGUAAUAGCUCAAAAGUUUUUUAUAUAGAAGUGAAAAAAAAUUUCAUUUACUAAAGUUUAACGAUACGCCAAGUGUUGCUUAGUGAUACUGAACUUUUCAAAAGCUAGGUUAGGUGUGCGCAGCAAUCGCAACUUUUGACACAAGUGAAGAAAAUUUCCUCGAUUGCGUUCGUACUUUGAUCGCUUGCUUGCACUGCCAGUGACUCGAGCGUUGCUCUGCUUGAUGGUGUCAAGAAGUCCUGUGGGCACGAUGGCCCAGAGCUGUGCACAGGCCCAAGCUUGGGUGCGUGACAACUACGAACGCAACACCGAUGGCGUCGUCGCCAAGUCCGUCAUCUACAAGAACUACGAAGACUACUGCAGAGAACACAACAGACCUAUAAUGGAGACCAGUAUCUUCGGCCGCGUCGUGAAACAAGUUUUCCCAGGAGUCAACAUCCGGCGACUUGGAGGUCGCGAGAAUCUUAAAUAUUACUACUGUGGCAUCCACGCUCAGGAAUCAAGUCCUUAUGUCAGUGACAACAACAACACGACGCGGCCCAAGCGCAAGCAACGAAAACGUGACGUCAUCACCGACAAGGCAGAAGCCCACAAUAUGUUCUUGUGGUUGUGUGCUAACUACGCCGAAGAGAGCGAAUCAACAAUUCCAAUUAGCGAUAUAUACAGUCAUUAUAUUCAGUGCAGUGCAACAUGGACUAAUGAACCUCUUAGUAAUCAGCAAUUUACUACAUUAAUUACAUCAGUUUUCUUUAGGAUAGCCAAACGAAAAAUAGGACCCAAAUCUCCUCAGCAGAACGUCUUUGUGGGCAUCGCCCAGCGCCCUGUGCCCCUCGACUCGGCCUCGGCCUCCCAGGUGUACGCAUCCCUACGCGAGGCUGUGGCCUCAGCCGAGAAGUUUGCCUCUGUCAGGGAAGGCAGUCACACACCUGACGAUGACGACGAAUAUUCCUGCAGAACACCAGAGUCUGAGGGAUCCGACAUGUCAGCCGGAAAUUCAGAGAAUUCUUGCAGCGAAAUCAAGCAAGAAUGUCUUCCUGAUUCUUUCCACCUGUUCGACCAACAUCAUCACCACGAGUCUGUUCUUGAUGACUCAAUGUUCAAGAACGAACCUGUGGACUACAGCAUCGGUGCUUUACGGCUCAAAGACGAGCCUGUAGAAAGCAUGGCGCACGUCAAAGAAGAGAAACUUGGUGUUUCCCACAUGACAUGUUUCAGUUUAGGGACUCCCAACAGCCGGACCUCUCAUUUGCUCGAUUCCCCAUCCCCUUCUCCAAGUCCGCCCCAAAAGUCGUCUAAAAACCGCAUUUACAAACCACGUUUCCACAUAGAUUACCAUGACAGUAACUGGAGCAGCAUACCUGAAAUCAAAUCUGAAAAUAAUCAUGGACCUUCGGAAAUUGAAGACAACGGUGAAAGUGUUCUAAGGACGUGGCUCCUCGAGUGCUUAGAAGUGUGUGAAGAUGUUGGUGUCAAUAGUGAACAAUUGUACGCUUAUUAUUUGAAAUACUGUAACAUGAUUAAUACCAAAGUACUUCAUUAUGGCCCGUUCGGGUAUGUUUUAAGUCAAACGUUCCCUACUAUUGACCUUGUUUCGUUCAGCUCGGGUGUGACAGUGUUUGCAGGUGUGCGUGUGGUGCACAACAGUGACAUUGACCGGCGUGUGGAUGAAGUGCCAUUGCGUACCGAUGCGUUAGAAAUCUCUCAGUCUUGGGACUCGCAACAUCAACCUUCGCUCGAGAGGAAUUCGCCGCCAUGCCUCAGCUCUUCGCCCAUAAAUCUUGAAGACGAGGAAGAUGACGAAGACAUUUUGGACGACGGCUUCUCAGGAAACAGGUACAGAGAAACUCUCGAUGACGAUGUUAAUUCUAUUCCUGAAGUUAUGAGAGACGGCAAGUAUUACUUGAAAAACUGGCUUAUGGAUAACUUUGAACCUGUCCCCGAGGCUUGUGUACUCAAAGCUGACGCUUACCGCCAUUAUGAACAGUACGCUAGAUCUGUGAUCCAGACUCCUUUUGAGAUGAAUGUUUUCGGUAAAAUUGUUAGGCAGGUUUUUCCUAAAGUUAGUAUUCGUAGGUUAGGAGGCCGUCAGAAGCCGCAAUAUCACUACUGUGGCAUCACAGCCAAGCCUACUAGUCAUUUGUAUCCCUUAUUGAGCGCCAAGGAUCCUGCUCAGCGGUCUAGGAAAAAAGAAAUUGCCACUGACAAUCGCACAGCUGAAGUGGUAAUUGACUGGCUGAAGCGAAAUUACGAGCCCACCAAGGACCGCCUCAUUCCUAAAAGUCAUGUCUUCACAAACUAUAACGCUUACUGCUCCUCUAUAGGGGAGAACCCUGUCAGCAUAAACUACUUCGGGAAACUGGUCAAACAUUGCUUCCCCCACGUCGAAGUUCGUAAAUUUGGCGGCAGAACAGAUCCCAACUGGUAUUAUCAUGGAUUGUGUCCUCGGGAUCCAACCUUGUUGGAACACUCAAUGUCCAUUGAAGAAUUCCAUGAUUCUGAAAGAGAUCCUUGCAGUACUUCUUCUACGAGUCAACCAUACUCGUCAUUGAGCUCAUCCUACCCUAUAGCCGUGCCGGGCAGCGGGGCCACUCUGCCUCUCGACUCACCCUACAGUGGAUCACCCCAAUUGACUCCAUCCAGGGCGUCUCAGUAUUUGUCCCAUCACCUUCUGCAGCAUAAACAUUUGUCUUCCCCGCUCAGCAGCUCCCCUUCCAUGGAGAUAACUCCGGAUCCAUAUCCCCGGUCUCCGGGGCUCAGCCGAGCCUUUGAAGAAAGAUUGAUGACCCAAACGAUAAUUGACCGAAACCGAGUCAUGGUUCGAUCUCCGUACGAACCCGACAUGGCCCCGGACAUUUUUCCUCGGUCUCCUGAAGAAACCCCAGCCCAAACUUGUCGAUCCCCAACGGCUCCCGUAACAGAUGCUGCAGCUUGUGCGGUUUUCAACAUGUCCACGCACCACUACCUUCCCUCAGCUUUGCCCUCAUCGUCUCCCAACAGCAAACGUACUGCGCAUGUCACCCACAGCCCACCGAGGUUUACGCCCCGGGGGCCCAUGUCCCAGGCGCAAAGUAUACUCACUGAUCCCAACGCCUCGCAUAAGAGAAUCAAACACCAAAUGACACCUCAGGAUUACGGCGCAAUCUACUCCGGGCGCAGCUGAAACUAACUCCACUUCCAUAUUUUAUACAUGGCCCCUCUGUGAUAGCCUCAAGCAGCAUCUUCCGAGCAAGGGACAUUCCCGCGCUGCGGCC
This is a messenger RNA of Hyalella azteca, 3416 nucleotides long. RefSeq lists its product as uncharacterized. Gene Ontology annotation, biological process: regulation of transcription by RNA polymerase II. NCBI's taxonomy places the organism in Eukaryota, Metazoa, Arthropoda, Malacostraca, Amphipoda, Hyalellidae. The coding region runs from base 389 to 3325 and encodes 978 amino acids. The transcript is spliced from 2 exons. Gene Ontology annotation, molecular function: RNA polymerase II cis-regulatory region sequence-specific DNA binding; DNA-binding transcription factor activity, RNA polymerase II-specific. The record is from RefSeq and is a predicted model, not a curated record.